Molecule: messenger RNA, 2302 nt
Organism: Coffea eugenioides
Lineage: Eukaryota; Viridiplantae; Streptophyta; Magnoliopsida; Gentianales; Rubiaceae
Product: transcription factor RF2a-like
Exons: 5
Coding region: 434-1867 (477 amino acids)
Biological process (GO): regulation of DNA-templated transcription
Cellular component (GO): nucleus
Molecular function (GO): DNA-binding transcription factor activity
Source: RefSeq, a predicted model, not a curated record
CACUGAGAUAGCAAGAAAGCAGAGAUUAAUGUAUAAAUAAAAAAAACGCUUCUGCUUCCAUUUUGCACUUUCGUCAUUUUCUAUGCAAUCCGAAGUUUUUUGUCUUUUCCAGAACACCUUUUUCUUCUGCUACUAUUUAACGUAAUCACCGCCAGUUUCAGCGGGAAAUUCGCUUGUUUUCAAUAUAAAGUAAGCGAUAAUUCCCAUUUCUUUCCUUCUUCCUCAUUUUCUUUUCAACGCGGCUCCGCUGAUCGAUGGUUUGAUUGGCUGCAUUUCUGAUGCUGUAAGUUUCAGAGAUUUUGGGCAUUUGCUUGUUCUUUGAGGCUCAAUUCAGUGGCCCAUUGAAUCAGCACUAAACUUCUGGGGGCUAGAGGAUAAUUUAGGAUUUGACGAGGGAGGAUAUACUUCUUGCGUAUUUGUAAUCAGAAUUUUGAUGGCUCAGUUGAAUUGUAAGCAACCCAUGAAUCAGAACUAUGGCGCGGGGAGUUCGCACUCCAGGUCUACAUCUCAACCUGCAUUUUUUGCUAAUCAUAGCUUGCCCCCAUUGAGCCCGUUGCCUCAUAGCGAAUCCUCAUUGGCCUCCAACUCAAGUAUCAAGGACGUGUCAAUGGAUGAAGUGGAUGUUAGUUCUCGAGUUCCGCCAGUGGUUGGUGGUCCCUCCGUUACAUUUGAGAAUAAUUUUCGAGGCAAUUUUGAGGGUCUUCCGCCUCGAAAAGGCCAUAGGCGAUCCAGUAGCGAUGUUCCCUUGGGGUUCAAUGUUAUGAUUCAGACUUCACCUCAAUUGGUACCAAUAAGCGGUCAGGGAAUAUCGGGCAAAACAGCCUUCGGAAGUGAUAAAGUUGGAAUGGAUAAGGCCAUUCAUUUGCAAAAGCAAGAAAUGGAUGCAAUUAGUGAAGGUAACAGCAAUUUCAACAGCAUGGGUCAGAGAAGAUUGGAGGGAGAGAUUGUGAAUGACUUGUUUCAAUCUUAUUUGAAAUUGGACAAUGCAGAUAGUCUAAAUCCUUCUAGAACUGAUGAGAAAGAUAAAAGAAGCAUGGUUAGUGGCAUGAAGAAAUGUGGUGGUGAGAAUAGUAAUACUGAAGCCCAAAGCAUCUCAAAGGCAAAUAGUACUAAAUUCGAUGGGACAGGUUCAGCAGAAGGAAACAAAAGGAGUGCUACUGGGGAUAUUGCUCCUGCUGCUCGCCACUUUAGAAGCCUUUCAGUUGAUAGUGCCUUUGGAAGUUUGCAUUUCAAUGAAGUGUCACCAAAGUUACCUAUCGCUGCUGGGAUUCAUGUCAGUCAACUCUCACCAAGCAAUUUGGCCAGUGAAAACUCAGCUCAGUUUAGCUUGGACUUUGGAAAUGGUGAAUUUAGUGAAGCUGAGGUAAAAAAGAUUAUGACAGAUGAGAGACUUGCUGAAAUUGCCUUAUCAGAUCCAAAACGUGCCAAGAGGGUACUAGCUAAUCGUCAGUCAGCUGCUCGUUCUAAGGAGCGCAAGUUGCGAUACAUCUCAGAAUUGGAACACAAGGUGCUGACACUGCAAACCGAGGCCACUACACUAUCUGCACAACUUACUGUUCUUCAGAAAGAUUUUUCUGAGCUUACAAAUCAAAACAAUGAGCUGAAAUUUCGUCUUCAAGCCAUGGAGCAACAGGCACGACUUAGAGAUGCUCUUCACGAGGCAUUGACCGCAGAAGUGCAGCGUCUAAAGCUUGCAGCUGCUGAGCUUGGUGAAGAUGAUGGGUCAUCGACUUCCAUGAUUCAGCAGCUACCCAUGAAGCAUCAUGUACUCCAGCUGCAGCACCAUCAAUCCAGUCAAAUCCAACAAUUAUCUGUUGCAACAUCCAAAACUGCAACAACAACUUCGGCAACACCUACUUCAGCUUAGUCAGCUGAACGAAAAUUCAGCAUUCUUGGGCAUUUCCUAACGAAUCGGAAAACUUUGCCAUAUAGAUAGAGCUCGUAGACUCAGGACGAUCUUCCUGUGUUAGAAAAACUGAAACGUUCCGUACAAUUUGUGGCUCCUUAACUGCUUGUUGCAUACUUUAUUUUGGGUUAUUUAUCCAAUGAACCAGUGGCUUUCUUCAUUGGAUUGCUUUAUAAAUAUUUAGGAAUACUUAGACCUGCCGCUCUGUACUGCGGACAGUGGUGCAGCCAAUAGGAAACUCUUCCAUCUUGUGGUUGUGGCUCCCCAGAACUUCUUUGUUUGUAAAAUAGGUGGUGGAUAGGUAUACAAAAUAGAUUUUGAACAUUCCAACGUUGUCUUUGUUGAUGUACAUUUUAUAUCGUGUUUUAAUUGGUGAAGAAACUCAUAUUCAGGAAA